GCGUGCGCAUAACGUUUGCUCAUGACGCGUAAUAACAGGCGACACUUAAGGAAACAUGUCGCUAUUUUUGUGACACUUCCGGAUUUAUAUUGGAUAAAAAUAUAAACAUCUAACGAUCGGUUUGGUAACGGUGUUUAUUGCAUUAUCAAAUCAAGCAGUAACACGAUACGCAUCGGUAUCUUUUGAUAAAUCGCUUUCCCGCCGUGAUACAGGUUUGCCGUGCGGCCAUGGCUGCUUUCCCUUGUCGCCGAGUCACCGCCUACCGACACUGGGAUUAAGGCGGCCCGCUCGGGCAUGUAGCUCGGGAGAGGACAACGCUUUUUUUGUCUGCUCUGCUUUUGGAUAGUGCUGUCAAUGGGGAAGAGGAAAGAGAUGAUUCACCAAAAGUAUUUUUCGGGAGAUGAGUCUGGGGGACAUAAGAGGAAACACAAGAAACAUAAGAAGCACAAGAGGAGGCACCACAGAGAAGACGGGGUUCACGCCUUCCCUCCAGAGGCCCUGGAGUCCCAUUCAGGAGGAGGCCUCAAGCCUCAGCUCAAGCUGAAGAUCAAGCUGGGGGGACAGACCCUGGGCACCAAGAGUGUUCCGACGUUCACCGUGGUGCCAGAGGCGGAGCGCUCGCCGUCGCCACUGAUGGUGGUGGAUGACGUGGAUGAGGAGGAGCCCACGGAGGGCGUGCCCAUUGAGCAGUACAGGGCCUGGCUGGAUGAGGACAGCAACUUGGACCCUUCCCCCCUCCCUGACAUGGACACGGACUCCCUCCUGGGGGGGCCCAUGGACGAGGAGGAGAAGUGGCUGGAUGCCCUGGAGAAGGGAGAGCUGGAUGACAACGGGGAGCUGAAGAAGGAGAUUGACGAGUCACUGCUGACCGCGAGACAGAGAGCCCUGCUGCACAAACAGCAGAGCCAGCCCUUGCUAGAGCUGCCCAUGGGUUAUAAGGAGAAAGCCAUGACGGAGGAGAUGAUGCAGAAGCGGGAGGAGCGCGCUCGCAAGCGCCGCCUGCAGGCCGCCAAGAAGGCCGAGGAGAACAAGAACCAGACCAUCGAGAGGCUCACCAAGACCAGCAAGGCCAAGAUCAAGAGCAUGCGAGAGCGCAAGGCCCGGCAGACCCCCUGCCCCAUGGUGCGAUAUUGCGACUCUGCCCACGGCACCACCAUCUCCUUCCCUCAGGGCGUGCCCACCCCCGUGGUGGCUGCCACCAGACCCCUGCCCAUCCCCGUCAGCUGCGGGGUAACCGGCUGCUCCAACCUCAAGAGGUACUCCUGCUCGCGGACCGGAAUCCCCCUCUGCAGCCUGGACUGCUACCGGAAGAAUCUCCUGGUGAUGGGGAUGGCGUGAGAGAUGGGGUGAGACUCCCCCCCCCGACCACCAGACGGGACUGUACUUGUCAUGUACCCCCAAAUCGGGGGGGUUAAUGAGACUGAUGAAUUAUGUCUAAAGGAAAUAAGGCACAUCGCUGAGCAUGACCAAGAUCGUGUGUAUUUAUUGAUGUACGUUGGUGUGGUGAAACCCACCGUCGCACUGUUCGAAUUAUGGUGACUGGUCUUGUUGUUGUACAUGAGUAACUGGAUUGUCAGUAGACGGGUCAGUAACCUGAGAUUAAAGCCUCCCUAUGUGGGACCAGUAGGAUGUGUGUUUUAGGCCCACUGUGAGAAGCUUUAAAUGAUAUGAUGGAUGGUGUCACAGAAAAUGGCUUUUCCAGGAGUAGCCGCUGGAGAACUUGUGAGUCAAGGACUAAGUCAGCGAGGACCACAGGCAGGAACCCGAUGGGGUGUGUCUGUCUGUCUCUCUGACACGCACACAUGCAGCAGGUGGCAAAGGAAAAGGCAGGAUUAGAGUCCAGGACAUUACAGGGAUAAUGCAACAGACUUGUUUUAAAACCAUUUAACAUGUUACCACACCACUGUUUUAAAUUUCACAAGUAAAAUUUUAUUUUUAUAUUUA
Molecule: messenger RNA, 1944 nt
Organism: Brienomyrus brachyistius
Lineage: Eukaryota; Metazoa; Chordata; Actinopteri; Osteoglossiformes; Mormyridae
Gene: ino80b
Product: INO80 complex subunit B
Exons: 5
Coding region: 355-1338 (327 amino acids)
Biological process (GO): chromatin remodeling
Cellular component (GO): Ino80 complex
Source: RefSeq, a predicted model, not a curated record